CUAGCUCGGAGCCUCGUUCAGCUGCCGUUGCCAGCGGAGUGGAAUUAGGUUGGAGAGAUGCUGCCGCUGCGGCUCUAGUUGUGAAUGGGACUUGUCUGCCCGCCUUCCUCCAGAGGUGACCCGGGGAGAAGCGUCCACCGGACUCGCAGGUAUCCUUCAAGAGGUUUUGACUUAGAGUGGCCACCAACCCUGCUCAUGCACCCUGCUCAUUCAUUCGCCCAAGUGCAUUUGGAAGGACCUACCUUGCAGAAAGCUGAUAAGUGGCUGUAACAGCAUUAUGGCAAUCCUUAAUACCCAGCACAUAGACAGUUGGGAGAUGCUGUGCACAGUACGACUGAACUAGAAAAACAAAAAACAAAAACUUUCCCUGGCAGUGCAGACCUGCUGAAAUGAGUGGAAUAUGCUUCUUCAGUUGGCAACAGCUUUCCAAUGGAUGAAGGAAUAAUUUAGAAGUCCAUACAGAAUUAAAGUUAUGUGGUUAAGGAACCACAACAUUUCAGUGACGGAUUGCUACAUCUGAAAUUUCUAAAGGAUUAUAUUAUUCCCUUUUUACUCUUCUGGUGGACCUGAAAGAGAAAGUGUUAGAUUUGGAAAAACGCUGGUGCCUAUACAUUAACCAAAAAUGAAGGACAAAAACUAUAUGCAUGCUGCCCUUAUAUGCCUGGGAAUGUUAUGCUACAGCCUUGCCAUGGUGACAGAAAAACUGAACUAUCCAAGGUCAUCACUCCAUGGUCACCACGAAAAAGGAAAGGAAGGGCAAGUUCUCCACCGUUCAAAAAGAGGAUGGGUUUGGAAUCAGUUCUUUGUAAUAGAGGAAUAUACAGGACCGGAUCCUGUGCUGGUGGGCAGGCUUCAUUCCGAUAUUGAUUCUGGUGAUGGGAACAUCAAAUACAUUCUCUCAGGUGAAGGAGCAGGCAUCAUUUUUGUUAUUGAUGACAAAUCAGGGAAUAUCCAUGCAACAAAGACACUGGAUCGGGAAGAAAGAGCUCAAUACACAUUAACAGCCCAGGCUGUGGACAGGAAUACCAACCGACCCCUGGAACCACCCUCAGAAUUCAUUGUGAAAGUUCAAGAUAUCAAUGACAACCCUCCAGAAUUCUUACAAGAAAAUUACCAUGCCAAUGUACCAGAGAGGUCCAAUGUAGGCACAUCUGUUAUUCAGGUGACUGCCUCCGAUGCUGAUGACCCAACUUAUGGAAACAGUGCCAAACUAGUAUACAGCAUUCUUGAAGGUCAGCCGUACUUCUCUGUGGAAGCCCAAACAGGUAUUAUUCGAACUGCUCUUCCCAACAUGGACCGAGAAGCAAAAGAAGAAUAUCAUGUCGUCAUACAAGCAAAGGACAUGGGAGGACACAUGGGAGGACUCUCAGGGACAACCAAAGUGACCAUUACACUUACCGAUGUCAAUGACAACCCACCGAAGUUCCCACAGAGUGUUUACCAGAUGUCUAUAUCAGAAGCAUCUAUCCCAGGGGAGGAAGCUGGAAGAGUGAAGGCCAAAGAUCCAGAUAUUGGAGAAAAUGGCCUAGUAACUUACAACAUUAUUGAUGGAGAUGGAAUAGAGAUGUUUGAAAUUACAACAGAUUAUGAGACUCAGGAAGGGGUCGUGAAGCUUAAGAAGCAUGUUGAUUAUGAAACCAAAAGGACCUACAGUCUGAAGGUAGAGGCAGCCAAUGUACAUAUUGACCCAAAGUUCAUCAGCAAUGGACCAUUCAAGGAUACUGUAACUGUGAAAAUUAACGUGGAGGAUGCUGAUGAGCCACCAGUGUUUUUAGCACCAACUUACAUUUUUGAAGUGGAAGAGAAUGCAAGCCCUGAUGCUCCAGUUGGAAGGGUUCAUGCCAAAGACCCUGAUGCUAAAAACAGCCCUAUCAGAUAUUCAAUUGAUCGUCACACUGACCUCGACAGAUAUUUCAGCAUCAGCCCAGAAGAUGGUUCAAUUGUGACCACAAAAAAACUGGAUAGGGAAGAAAUGGCCUGGCAUAAUAUAUCUGUAUUAGCAUCAGAAGUCCAUAACCGGCACCAGGAAGCCAAAGUUCCAGUUGCUAUCAAGGUCCUUGAUGUAAAUGACAAUGCCCCAAAAUUCCCAACACCCUAUGAAACACGAAUAUGUGAAAAAACACAGACCAUUGAGCCAUUAAUUACAAUUACUGCAGAAGACAAAGAUGAUACAGCCAAUGGCCCGAGAUUUAUCUUCGGUUUGCCACCAGAAAUGUUGCAGAAACCUAAUUUCACUCUUCGAGACAAUCGAGAUAACACGGCAGGUAUUUACGCUAAACGCACAAGCUUCAAUCGACAGAUGCAAGAUUUCUACAUUUUGCCUAUUGUGAUAAGCGACGGUGGCAGCCCUCCACAAAGCAGCACCAACACACUCACCAUUAGGAUUUGUGGCUGUGACAGAAAAGGUGAAAUGGUCUCCUGCAACCCAGAAGCCUACACCCUGAAUGCUGGACUCAGUACUGGGGCCUUAAUUGCAAUCCUUGCCUGCAUUGUGAUUUUACUAGUGAUUGUAGUGUUAUUUGUAACACUAAAACGGCAAAAGAAAGAACCUCUCAUUGUUUUUGAAGAAGAAGAUGUACGAGAAAAUAUUAUUACUUAUGAUGAUGAAGGUGGUGGGGAAGAAGAUACAGAAGCUUUUGACAUUGCUACUUUGCAAAACCCAGAUGGCAUCAAUGGAUUUAUUCCUCGAAAAGACAUAAAGCCAGAAUACCAAUACUUGCCACGACCAGGGCUUCGGCCAGCUUCAAACAGUGUUGAUGUUGAUGACUUUAUCAACACGAGAAUACAAGAAGCAGAUAAUGACCCGACAGCUCCUCCAUAUGACUCCAUCCAGAUCUACGGCUAUGAAGGAAGAGGCUCAGUGGCUGGUUCACUUAGCUCAUUAGAGUCAGCAACAACAGAUUCUGAUUUGGAUUAUGACUAUCUACAAAACUGGGGACCUCGUUUUAAGAAACUAGCAGACUUAUAUGGCUCCAAAGACACUUUUGAAGAUGAUUCUUAACAAUAAAGUUACAAAUUUGGCCUUAAGAACUGUCUCUAAUGUUCUGGAAAAAAAUUCAGAGGAAAUGUAAGCAGGUAUUUUUUAAAAUAAAAUAAGGAAAGGCUCAUACAAAGCAUUUAGAUUUGGGAGAGGGACUCCUUUAAUUAAAAUGGACAAAAAGUGGUAAAUACUGUGAAGUUCCUUUUCAUGCAAAAGGCAGAGAUAGGAGUUGAUUAUCAACUUCACUAGAAGUGGGGGGUGGGCAAAUGGGGGAAUGACCACUUGUGAAAUACAAAUAUUUAAGAGAAGGGAAAUUCUAAAAGUCAUCCUAGAAUU
Molecule: messenger RNA, 3316 nt
Organism: Varanus komodoensis (Komodo dragon)
Lineage: Eukaryota; Metazoa; Chordata; Lepidosauria; Squamata; Varanidae
Gene: CDH11
Product: cadherin 11
Exons: 14
Coding region: 623-3001 (792 amino acids)
Biological process (GO): cell-cell junction assembly; cell morphogenesis; calcium-dependent cell-cell adhesion
Cellular component (GO): catenin complex; plasma membrane; adherens junction
Molecular function (GO): calcium ion binding; cadherin binding
Source: RefSeq, a predicted model, not a curated record